This is a messenger RNA of Acaulospora morrowiae, 194 nucleotides long. The record is from the annotation of a GenBank genome assembly. NCBI's taxonomy places the organism in Eukaryota, Fungi, Glomeromycota, Glomeromycetes, Diversisporales, Acaulosporaceae.
GCGAUGAUGCAUUUCACAGCAAGGACAGUAACACAUUUGGACCGGUACCAUUAGGCUUGAUCAAUUCCAAAGUAACAUGGAUACUAUGGCCAUUUUCACGAUUCGGUAGAGUUCCACAUAUCGAAAAACCGGGACGUGUUUCCGUAUUUUUAGGGGAUGUCAAUCUUUUAGAUAUUUUUGACAUAGAUGAUUGA